CUUAAACACGGAGCCUUUCCCUUGCAAACAACCUCAAAAUCAACUGCAACAUCCAAAUAUAGCAUCUACGCAUUAAAAUUAAGCUAACGAUACCCAUAUAACCUAUAUUCUGGCUAGGUUCAAAAUGGUUUCAGGAAACGAGUUUGAAAAUGAAGGGGGUAGAAUCAGAGUUUUGUUUUAAAAACAUAUUUCCCAAGUCUAUAGGAGAAAACCCACGUGAAAAUGGGUUAGAAAUGAGGUCCAAAUUGAAGAAAGCUCCUUUUUGAACUUUACCCGUAAAACCUCAAUUUUUCCAUUUAGAAAUCAUGAUUUAAAGGAGUUUUCGAUGAUAUAAUCGAUGACAAAUAAUGGAAAUAAGGUUUUGGAGCUACCCAAGCUCAGAUGGUAAAAAAACCCUCGAAAAUCGCCAAAUUCGAAGCUCAAAGGUCCAAAAAUAGAGGAAAAACGUGGAAAAGAGGCUUUUAUACCGUUCAAUGAACAGUGCCUCGCGAUUGUGGCCCCCACCUCGCUAUCGAGAGGGUUAACGUUGAGCGGGGCUUAAGUUGGUCAUUGCGACUGUGAGAGGAGGGACUCGCCAUCCCGAUGGACAAACUCGACCCGAUCCACCCAGAUACUCAUCGCAACCGCGGUACCACCACCACGCGAUCGCGAUGAAGGGAAUCAUGAAGGCUCGCGAUCGUGACACGUGUCAACGCGAUCGCGAUGACUGGCCUGAUGCACUCGAAAUUGUUACACCAACAGAUUUUUCAAAUGGAGCAUUGUAUCCGCAUGGACCCUCGGGGUUCGUUCGGAACCUGACAAAAAUAAAUCACAUAUGCUACUAGACAAAUUUCAACGUUCCGAACUCAAGACGUUGGAUUUUCGAAGAAAAGGUCAUUUUCACAAAAUUAACCCCCGGAACCCAUCUCCGCUACUUCCAAACCAAGGGUUGAAAUGAGAUAUAAAAGCUCCAAAUUCGAACCAACCCCACUACUAACCGAAAUUCCACAUUCCGGAUCUGCUGGCACAAUCCGUUUUGUUAUUCGAUACUCAGAACAAUAAAUGUUGACCGAAGUCAACUAUAUGGCUUCUCAAUCCUCUAAAAAUCACAAACUCGCAUAAAUCGUUCCCGAUUGCAUUGAGAACCAUGCCAACUAUCCCCGAACUUCAAAAUUGGCAUGUAGCAACUACGGGGAAGGGCCAAAUGGUUGAAACACAUAGAAAAGAAAAAUUCAUAAAUUCAGGUCAUUACAGCUGCACUGCACUUAGAGUUGCUAGUUUAUGUAGGAUAACAAAACGCUUAGAAGGCUUGUUGUAUUGUUGAUUAAUCUAGUUAGUAUGAUGAGUGUAGCACUAUACUUAGAGGGGCCGCUCUAUGUAGCACUAAAGGCUUGACAAUACAUUAAUCUCCUCAUUGGUGUCAAUAUGGUUUUAACUAUGAAGUUUUGACUGAUGCAUUUUUUUUUGUCUUCCGCUUCCUGCAGCAUAUGAUGGUAUAGAGGGUAUGCUUUAUGGGCUAGGAAUUGAUGGUGGUGAAUCGAUAGCUCGUCCAGCUUUGAAAUUCUAUGAGAUGGCACUUGAAAAGAGUUUCACAAAGGGGCGUAGGAAAGAGCAAGUUCAAGCUGCUUGUCUUUACAUUGCAUGUAGGGAGAACAAAAAGCCAUUCCUACUCAUCGACUUUUCUGAGUACUUGAGGAUAAAUGUGUAUGUUUUAGGUGCUGUGUUCUUACAGCUAUGCAAAAUUCUACACCUUGAAGACCACCCAAUUGUUCAAAAACCUGUGGAUCCGAGUCUGUUCAUUCAUCGAUUCACUGAUCGUAAGUAUUUAUGGUUUGCUGGUGUCUGUUCAUUCAUCGAUUCACUGAUCGUAAGUAUUUAUGGUUUGCUGGUUUACUUUAAGCUUUCUUCUUUCUUCUUUCUUGGCCACCUUGUCCCAGGUGCUAACUUUCUGGUGGGGUUUAUAUAUAUUUUUGAUUUCCCCUUUGGUUUCUUGAUUACGUUUUUGGAUUUUCAUGGGGAGAACUGAGAAGUUCAAGGAUCUUGAUUCAUAAGGAUUGUAUUCUGCAAGCGUGUUAUUUGUUGCCAUUGUUCU
Molecule: messenger RNA, 2071 nt
Organism: Capsicum annuum
Lineage: Eukaryota; Viridiplantae; Streptophyta; Magnoliopsida; Solanales; Solanaceae
Product: transcription factor IIIB 70 kDa subunit-like
Exons: 4
Coding region: 1484-2005 (173 amino acids)
Biological process (GO): transcription by RNA polymerase III; DNA-templated transcription initiation; transcription preinitiation complex assembly
Cellular component (GO): transcription preinitiation complex; transcription factor TFIIIB complex; nucleus
Molecular function (GO): RNA polymerase III general transcription initiation factor activity; TBP-class protein binding; RNA polymerase III type 3 promoter sequence-specific DNA binding
Source: RefSeq, a predicted model, not a curated record